Cryptotermes secundus is the source of this 2384-nucleotide messenger RNA. RefSeq names its product nuclear pore complex protein Nup88 (gene mbo). Gene Ontology annotation, molecular function: structural constituent of nuclear pore. The record is from RefSeq and is a predicted model, not a curated record. NCBI's taxonomy places the organism in Eukaryota, Metazoa, Arthropoda, Insecta, Blattodea, Kalotermitidae. The transcript is spliced from 15 exons. Bases 5 to 2161 code for a protein of 718 amino acids. Gene Ontology annotation, biological process: protein import into nucleus; ribosomal small subunit export from nucleus; mRNA export from nucleus. Gene Ontology annotation, cellular component: nuclear pore.
CAUCAUGGCAGAAGGAACGGAUUGUCUUGGUCUUAGUGAGCGAAAACUUUUUCAAAUUUUGCGUGAACAUCUCCCCAGUUUGAAUCCUAAAACAAGGAAUAUUAUAGAGUGCAAGGAAGAUAUAUUAUUCGUGUGGAAUUCCAAAGACACUUGCAUACUGACGGUGAAUGUGAAGACUUCGAAGGAUGGGAGUGUUAAUAUUCCUACUCACCAGACGUUGCUGCUAACAGAUCCUCCUUCUUUUGAGGUAGAGCGACUGGUGGUGAAUGGAACUGCAUCACAACUUGCCAUCGUGGGGCCCAGAGGUGUGGGGUUGUUGGAUUUGCCGAGACGUUGGGGUAAAGAAGCGAACUUCCAGGGUGGAAAACACACUAUCACUUGCAGGUGUCGUGUGCUGGACGGAAGGUUCUUCCUGUGCGGCCCUCACAUAGAAGUGAGACAGGUCCGCUGGCACCCUGGCUCGCGCACCGAUUCCCUUCUCUUGGUGCUCACCUCAGAGAACUUCUUGCGACUCUACGAGACUGGCAGCAAUGAACCGCAGCUUCAACAGGUGUGGCCGCUGGGUCGCCAGCCCACCGCAGCUCUCAGCAGUGGACCCCGCCUCCCAUUCCUUGUGGGGCUCGGGGACACGGCAGUUGAUUUUGAUUUUGCUCCACCUGUGCCUUCAGAAAACGAAGAUCCAAAUGGUGGAGCAAGUUCUCGGAUGGAUUCAAGCGCCAUCAUUUGGCCCGUCCUUGUAUUACGUGGCAAUGGCGAGGUGUAUUCUGUGACGUCACCAGUAACAGCCGAUAGUUGCAGUUCUGAGAAGCCCAUAUUGCAUGGACCACUGUUCAUGUACCCUCCUGCAGAUGACAACUACGGAGUGGACGCUUGUUCCAUCCUGUGCUUGCAGUGUGUGCCACCAGUCGUGGUAAUAGCCACCUGUUCUGCUACCUUGUACCACUGUGUGCUGCUGACAGGUGCUGAGGAUGAUGAAGACAACCAUGAUAAAAGGUCAUCUUGGUCACAAUAUGGAUCUACCUACAACCUUCAUACACCUGAUGUUGCACUGUAUGUUUUUGAAUCAGUUGAACUAGAACUGGGAUUGGCGCUUGAUGAUGACGAUGACACAUAUACAUGUCCCAUUUAUCUGCAUCAUGACAGCGGGACAGUUUCACGGUAUUUUUGUACCCAUGAUACUGGAGUCCAUAUGAUGUCCCUCCCAUUUAUUGUGCAUCUGGAGGAAUUUUCCAGAUCUCACGAUGGUGUGUUUCCAGAUUCUCCACCUCUGGAGCUUCUGAACCAGUCAAGUUCAGCUGAGUACCUCAUCUGCACCCGCACCUCAUCCUCAUCCCCACUCUCGCCAAUUCUGGGGCUGGCCAUCACUUCACCUCCUCCAGCACUCAUCACUCUACUAACUUCAGGAGAGGUGGUGAGCCUAAACCUGAUGUCUGUUCCACUUCUGCUACCCCCAUCUACAACAGUACUGAACAAUGGAAAAGAAGAGUUAUAUUCACCUCUCAAAGUGUUACUGAAGGAGCCAUUUGAUGUUCACAUCAAAAAGUUUUUGAAGCAUAAUGUAUCACAACCAAUUCUAAAGUUGGGAUUAAAUGCAGAUCCUUCACCUCAAGAAUGUAUGGAGUUGGUAAGCAGAACCACUCAGCUUUUUCGAGAAGAAUACUUCCAGAGACAUGAUCGUGUUAGAGAAGAAAUUGAAAGAAGGGUCCGGACACUGCAAACUCUGAAACAGCAUCAGCUGCAGGAGUUGGAGCUUAUGGAGCAGGAGAAAAUAAAGCUGAAACAAAGGGCUGAACAGCUGGCAGAGAAAUAUGAGGACACAAAGGAUAAGCAAGAGGAAUUAACAAAAAGGGCUGAACAUGUUCUGUGCCUUGUGAGCCAAAGGCAGCCCGUUUUGUCAUCAGCAGAGAACAAACUUCUGCAAGAUAUGAAUGAGUUUAAAGAAAAGCUCAGAGAAUUCCAGAAAGCUUUGGAACAAGUGAAAGCAAAACAGAACUAUCACAAAGUGCAGAUGGAACAGUGGGUGUCGAAUCAGAAGAAAAGGGAACUGUACUUGGGACAGACUCAUAUGAAGACCAUCAGAACUAAUAUGGCUCAAAUGACUAAUGAGAUUGCUGACCUUUUGAAAAUGGUUGAAAUUUCUAAACAUGAGCUGGGCUUGUGAUUUGACCAAGGCCAUAGUAGAUUAUUAUAAUUAAAAAAAGUAUUUCUUUCUCAUGCAUAUAGCUAUAAAAAUUUUGUAAUUCAAAUAUAAUUCUUAAGACUUGCAGUUUGCUUAGUGCAGUGCCACAUAAAAUGUUUGAAUUCCUGUUACUUACCAUACUUCUCUUAUGAGUUUCUCUGGAGACUGUUAUAAUAAAAAAAUCAGAAAGAUUUGAAUUAAUUAA